AUGGCCACCCUAUUUUCAUCUCCAUCUCUUCACUCAAUUCGUCUUUCUUCUUCUACAUUCCCUGUUUCUUCCUCUUCUUCUCAAUCUCUUCAAUUUUGCACUUUUCCAUGCCACCCUCGCUUGAAGGCACUGUCAAUUAAAAAGAGCCGCUGUUUACUUGUGGCUAAGGCAGUGGAAGAUGAAACCCAACAACAACAAGAACCAGUUGUUGCUGAGAUUGAACAACAGCAACAGCCAGCAUCAACCUCGGAGCAACAAACCGUUGUUGUUCCCAUUUCACCAUCAGACACUCUCACCAUGCUCUUUCAGGCAGAGGGAACAUUGAAUGAAACAGCUGUUCCAUCUUUGACCAAAGUUUUAGAGAAGAUUGAGGGUGUUAAAAAUUUGAAGGUUAAUGUAUACGAGGGACUCACAACUUUAGAGUUGGAAAAGCAGACAACCAUCCAAGCAACAGGAGUGGCUUCUAGUCUUGUAGAAACCAUACAAGGUUUAGGCUUCAAAUUACAGACAUUAAACCUGAGUUUUGAUGAUGAAGAAGUUGUUGCAGUUGCCUAG
Molecule: messenger RNA, 555 nt
Organism: Vicia faba (fava bean)
Lineage: Eukaryota; Viridiplantae; Streptophyta; Magnoliopsida; Fabales; Fabaceae
Source: the annotation of a GenBank genome assembly